Molecule: messenger RNA, 3881 nt
Organism: Sander lucioperca (pikeperch)
Lineage: Eukaryota; Metazoa; Chordata; Actinopteri; Perciformes; Percidae
Gene: slc1a2b
Product: solute carrier family 1 member 2b
Exons: 11
Coding region: 255-2024 (589 amino acids)
Biological process (GO): L-glutamate transmembrane transport
Cellular component (GO): plasma membrane
Molecular function (GO): glutamate:sodium symporter activity; neutral L-amino acid transmembrane transporter activity; L-glutamate transmembrane transporter activity
Source: RefSeq, a predicted model, not a curated record
GCUGUGGCUGUGACUGGGUCUGUCGUCUGGGCUGUGUUGACUCGCUCCUCUCUGGAUGCUUUGGAAGAGCUGGUGGACAGCUGAGAGCUGCUAGCUGUCAGCAGAGCUCUGGUGUUUUCAGCCGCCGGCUGUACCUGGGAUCUUACCUGCUGACAUCUGGCAACAGUCUUGGAUGGAGCAGUCGUGAUCCUACUAACGAUUUCUUGUGCUGAUUCACUCUUAAUUACCAAAGGCUGGAGAUUUGAUCCUGGUCAAUGUAUAUAGCACUUACCUCAACUCCAACAGAAAUGAAUGCCAACAGUAUGCCUAAACAAGUUGAGGUGAGGAUGCACGAGAGUCACCUGGAGCCCAUUGAGGCCAGGCCUCAGUCCAAAUGUGCCAACAUCUGCUCCAAGAUGUUCAAGAACCUUCUGCUCACACUCACCGUCCUCGGUGUGAUCUUGGGAGCUGUAUCAGGGAUGUUGCUUCGUGUCGCCUCCCCAAUCCACCCAGAUAUUGUCAUGGUGAUUGCUUUUCCCGGAGACAUCCUGAUGAGAAUGCUGAAGAUGUUGAUCCUGCCUCUCAUCAUCUCCAGUUUAAUCACAGGUCUGGCCGGUUUGGAUGCCAAAUCCAGCGGUCGCCUUGGCACCAGAGCAAUGGUCUAUUACAUGACCACCACUAUUAUUGCUGCUGUCUUGGGAGUCAUCCUGGUGUUAGUCAUCCACCCUGGCAACCCCAAACUGAAGGAGCAUCUGGGCGAGGGCGAGAAAAACGAUGAUGUGUCCAGCUUAGAUGCCUUCUUUGAUCUGAUCAGAAACUUAUUCCCAGAGAACCUGGUGCAGGCCUGUUUCCAACAGAUCCAGACCGUCACAAAGAAGGUAGAGGUGGUCAUUGAGGAGGAUGUCAAUGCCACCACCAUGGAGGGCCUGGUGGCUAACAUUACCAAGGAUCCUCAGUUCGUUGUCAAAAAGUCCCUGCAGUUCAAAAGUGGCAUGAAUGUUCUGGGUCUGAUUGGUUUCUUUAUUGCAUUUGGCAUCUGCAUGGGCAAGAUGGGAGAGAAGGCCAGACUCAUGCUUGAAUUCUUCAGUAUCCUCAAUGAGAUAGUGAUGAAACUUGUCAUCUGUAUCAUGUGGUACUCUCCCUUUGGCAUUGCCUGUCUCAUCUGUGGUAAGAUCAUCUCCAUCAAGGACCUGGAGGUGGUGGGCAGGCAGCUGGGUAUGUACAUGGUGACUGUGAUUAUUGGCCUCAUCAUCCACGGAGCAAUCUUCCUGCCCGCCAUCUACUUUGCUAUUGUCAGAAAAAACCCCUUCACCUUCUUCCUGGGCAUCUUCCAGGCCUGGAUCACUGCCUUGGGGACAGCCUCCAGUGCUGGUACACUGCCUGUCACCUUCCGUUGUCUGGAGGAAAACUUAGGUAUUGACAAGAGAGUCACUCGUUUUGUGCUCCCAGUCGGUGCCACCAUCAACAUGGAUGGCACUGCUCUGUAUGAGGCGGUUGCAGCCAUCUUCAUCGCCCAAAUGAACGGCAUCGUACUUGACCCUGGUCAGAUUGUCACUGUCAGCCUGACAGCCACCCUGGCCAGUGUUGGAGCGGCCAGUAUUCCCAGUGCCGGCCUGGUGACUAUGCUCUUGAUCCUGACCGCUGUAGGCCUGCCAACCCAAGACAUCAGUCUGCUGGUUGCUGUUGACUGGCUGCUGGAUCGAUUCAGGACAUCGGUGAACGUGGUGGGUGACUCCUACGGUGCAGGCAUCGUGUACCACCUCUCCAAAGCUGAGCUUGAGGAGCUGGACGCACAAACGGCCAAAUCCGACGACAUUGAAAUGAUGACGAAGACCCAAUCUUAUUACGAUGACAUGAAGAACCACCGCGAAAACAAUUCCAACCAGUGCGUCUUAACCUCUACCGCUACCGUUAGCACAACCUCUACCGCUACCGCCACUGCUAACAAUUCUGUCGUAGUAGAUGAAUGCAAGGUAACCUCAGCCACUAACGGCUCUGCUGCGGAGUGCACGCUUGUUGAGGAGGGACCAUGGAAACAUGAAUAAUGGCAGCACAGAGAUCCCCUGCUCCUGGGCUCCACAAGCUUUCCUAUCUGGUGAUGAAAAAGAGUGAAUGAAAAAAAGUCACACGAACAGAACUACUAAAAUUGUUUGUUUUUUUUAAAUGUAGUUUAGUUUUCUUUUUCUUUUCUUUUUUAUUAGUCCCUUUAAAGGUUUUUGUAACUGUCUAUCUGACUGAUAUAUAAUACUAAUUCACUUAACCGUGAAAUGAUAACAGAGGCAUACUUUACCUGUUAGAGCACAUUAUGUCCGCAUAGCAGAUACUUGCACAACAUACUUCAAGGCUUGGGGAGGGAAGGAAGAGAAAAAAAGUUAGAUAAGGUAUUCCUAGCAAUACAUCUGUGUUCUACAUUUAUAAGAGAAGGUAUUAAGAUGAGAGAAGAAGUGGCUGUGUAACAUGGGAUGUACUGAGAUCAUCUUCCAUGUUUCAUCCGGGCGAUUCAUUAUUCUAAUGCCAGAGGAUGAGUGGGAGUUAAAGCAUUAAUCAUGACACCCAACGUAAUGUUUGAACUGAACUUCCCUGCUUUAUAUCGCUGUCAGUACCAUCAACAUUUGCGCAUAAAGCCACUUCUUUUCCUUGUCAGCUCAGUCUCUCAUCUAAGAACAUCACUUUUGAUUCUCAAACUGUCAGACCUUAAAAUGCAUCUGACUGCAUUUGCCCUGUAUUACCCUAGCCCUGAGGUCCAGCAAACUGAUAAAGGUAGGAGGCAGGGAGAACAGUAAUGAACAGUAAAACCACACUGAGCCUCAAAACAUAAAAGCACAGUCACAGUGGAAUUAUAAAGCACAAAUCAUACCAUGUACGCCAUUUUUAUCCCCCUUUCAUUUUCCUUUUUUUGUCUACUGUAAAGGAAAGGGACUUUGUUUUCUUUGUGUCACCUGUGGAGUGAGAUAUAAAACUUGUUUGUGUGUGUGUGAUAGAGAGAGAGAGAGAGAGAGAGAGAGAGAGAGAGAGAGAGAGAGAGAGAGAGAGAGAGAGAGAGAGCCGGGGUUAAGAACAUGACCAAGUCAAUUAUAGGGACCAAACAGGCAGAAAAUCAAUCAACUCACAGAGGCCCUUGGACUGCCUCCAUGACGUCACUCACAACACAUUUUUCAGUUUUCUAACAUUGAUGUCCAUAAACUGGCUGGCACAGCAGCUGGUAUAUACCACAUUUUCUGAGGAAACCUAAAAGCUAAGAAAACCACUGCCCAAAAUAUAAAACUUUAUACUGUCCCUUCCUCCAAAAAAGAACUUUGAUGCCAAUGAAAUUAAAAGAACAUCUGCGCCAAAAUGAUUAUUGUAAAAGUAAACAAUAAUAAAUCAUUGACAAAUCUAAAUAAUUUGUAGCACAAAAAAAGAGAUUAUAUAGAGCACAAACAGAGUGACAAAGCACAAAUAAAGCCAAUGUGUACAAUUUUCAUGCACAUUCCAGUCGUUCCAUGUCGACACUGAUCAUGUUCCAAGUUUAAAAUGUAAAUGGUGUUUUCAUUUACAUACAUAAGUACAGCAGAAUACACUCAGGCAUGUUUAAUCUUUUACAGAACAAAAAUGUUGUAAUCCUAACAUGUUUACUUGCUCACUAUAGAGCUUCAAAACAAUGGCCUCCUAACAGCACAACUUUUGAAAGCGUUGACUAUGAAAAUGGGGACAGUUAACAGCCAAGGUCUUUGUUGAAAGACAGUACUUUUAUAAUAUGAUAAUAUGCCGGAGAGGGAAGUUUCCUAGCACAUACAAGGAAGCAUACACAUAGGCCUAUUUCAGAUAUUCCAUUGAUUGAAUGAUGCUCAAUCCUCCUGCAUAUUCUUUGAAAGCACAGACACAGUUAUUACUGACAGAAACAGGAACAUAAAAAAAGGAAA